Cicer arietinum (chickpea) is the source of this 3404-nucleotide messenger RNA. Its product is annotated as aminodeoxychorismate synthase, chloroplastic. Gene Ontology annotation, molecular function: aminodeoxychorismate synthase activity. Lineage: Eukaryota; Viridiplantae; Streptophyta; Magnoliopsida; Fabales; Fabaceae. Gene Ontology annotation, cellular component: cytoplasm. Gene Ontology annotation, biological process: L-tryptophan biosynthetic process; 4-aminobenzoate biosynthetic process; folic acid-containing compound biosynthetic process. The record is from RefSeq and is a predicted model, not a curated record.
CUUCGAAUCUACACCGCCACAAUCAACAAUAACAUCUUUUUUCUCUUCUCUAUCCACGCAUUCAUCUUCUCCCUUCCUCUGCACGCGUUCCUCUGAUCCAUAAAACCUCAACACCUCGUUUCUUUUCAUUUUUCAAAUCUCUUCUCCCGCGUCAUUUCGCCAUGUAUGUUUCUUCGCAUCUCUUUACCAUCUCUUAAAUCUGCAAAUCCUCUUUCACAAAACAACAAAAAUACAUCGAUUGGACAUUUUUCCUGCAAAAAAAUGAACCUGUCUUUGCGUUUGUUGUCUUCUGAGCUCACAUGUCCUACAAGUGAAGCAAUGCAAUACAAAAAUGUGAAUUUUCUUUUGUCCAAACCAUCAGCAAGGGUUUCUUGUUUCAUCAAUAAAGAUGUAUGUAACCGCGAUGGAAGAAAUGUGAGGGUGUCUUGCCAAUUGAUGCAUGACCAUUUAGAAGAAUCGUAUGAAAGAAAUAAACGGCUGCAAAUGUCUCUCCCGAAACAGGAUUUUGUGAGGACUUUGUUGAUUGAUAAUUAUGACAGUUACACAUACAACAUAUACCAGGAGCUAUCUAUUAUUAACGGUGUCCCUCCUGUGGUGAUUCAAAAUGACGAUUGGACAUGGGAAGAACUUUGCUAUUACUUGUACAAAGAAAAUGCAUUUGAUAACAUUGUAAUAUCACCUGGACCUGGUUCUCCAGCAUGCCCAGAAGAUAUAGGCAUUUGUCUUCAGAUAUUGCUUAAAUGCAGGGAUAUUCCUGUUCUGGGUGUUUGCCUAGGACACCAGGCAUUGGGUUAUGUGCAUGGAGCUCAAAUUGUCCAUGCAUCUGAACCGGUUCAUGGGCGCCUGAGUGAAGUUGAGCACAAUGGAUGCCAGCUUUUUCAUGGCAUACCUUCUGGUAGAAAUUCUGGUUUCAAGGUGGUUCGAUAUCAUUCACUGGUGAUAGAUUCUGAAUCCCUUCCUGAAGUGCUCAUUCCAAUAGCAUGGACAUCCACAGGCACACUUCCGUUUAUUGGAUCCAAGGUUUCUGACAAGUACAAUAGUCGUGAAAUACAGAUUGAUCAAAGCAUUUUCGUUGAUCCAGUUUUACCUGAAGUAGGAGAUAGAAGUUCAAACAUUAUUGAUUAUGGGAAAACUAGAAAUGCAAAAGUUCUUAUGGGAGUCAAGCAUUCUACAAGGCCACACUAUGGUGUGCAGUUUCAUCCAGAGAGUGUUGCAACCUGCCAUGGAAGUCAAAUAUUCAAGAACUUUAGAGAGAUCACGGAUGAUUAUUGGCUGAGAUUUAGGUCAUCAUACAAGAAAGAAAAACGUGCUAAUUCUGAUGCACACAUGCAGGUUUCAAGUGCUAGUAGACUCUACAGAGACUUUAAUAGAAGUAUUAGUUCAGAUAAUAAUGCAGCGGAUCGGCCAAGAAAGGAAAAUCAUGGAGAUAAAGAUUUGGCACAUAAUAAUACUGACAUUAAGUGUAUGGAUAUGUUCAACAUGGUAAAUGCUCACCAUGCAAGCACUGGUUUUAAAUGUUUGAAGUUGAAAUGGAGGAAAUUUAGUCACUUGGCUGGCCAAGUUGGUGGAGCAAAAAGUAUAUUCUGUCAGUUGUUUGGACAUGAAGCUGAAAACACCUUUUGGUUGGAUAGUUCCUCCACAGAGAUGGGAAGAGCACGCUUUUCGUUCAUGGGAGGAAAAGGUGGAUCACUUUGGAAGCAGUUAAAGUUCAGAUUAUCUGAUCAGAGUGAUGGGUGUUCAAACGGUGGUGGCUAUUUAUCACUGGAAGAUUCUGAAGGUUCUGCCAAAACAAUAUUCUUGGAAGGAGGAUUUCUUGACUAUUUGAACAAGGAGCUUCAAUCAUAUCGUUAUGAUAAGGAUGAAUAUGAAGGUCUACCAUUCGAUUUUCACGGAGGAUAUGUUGGUUACAUCGGGUAUGACCUCAAAGUAGAAUGUGGUGUGACAUCUAACCGUCACAAAUCUAAAACUCCGGAUGCAUGUUUUUUCUUUGCUGAUAAUCUGGUAGCUAUUGAUCACAAAAAUGAUGAUGUUUAUUUGUUGGCUAUACAUGAAGAAAGUUCAAGUAUGACACAAUGGUUGGAUGGUACUGAGGAGAAGCUUCUGAGCUUAACUGGUUCUGUGAUGAUAGAUUUAGAAAGACAGUAUUUUCGUCCUUCAACAUUUUCCUCACGCAAUGCUGGUUUCACAGCUGAAAAAUCUAGAGAACAUUACAUUAGAGAUGUUAAGAAGUGUCUUAACUACAUUAGAGAUGGAGAGAGCUAUGAGUUGUGCCUCACAACCCAGAUAAGGAAACCAAUUGAGGCAUUAAAUUAUCUUGGAAUUUACCUGCAUUUGAGAGAAAGGAAUCCAGCACCGUAUGCUGCUUGGCUUAAUUUUUCAAAGGAAGAUCUGUGUAUUUGCUGUUCUUCCCCUGAGAGGUUCCUGCAGUUGGAUAGGAAUGAUAUGCUAGAAGCCAAGCCCAUUAAGGGUACUGUAGCUCGGGGUGCUACUGAAGAGGAAGAUGAGCAACUCAAAUUGAAAUUACAGCUCAGUGAAAAGGAUCAGGCUGAAAACCUUAUGAUUGUUGACCUUCUAAGGAAUGACCUUGGUCGUGUAUGUGAUCCUGGGUCUGUUCAUGUGCCGCAUCUCAUGGAUAUACAAUCAUAUGCAACUGUUCACACAAUGGUUAGUACAAUUCGUGGGAAAAAGAGGUCAGAUGUAAGUGCUGUAGACUGUGUCAAAGCUGCAUUUCCUGGUGGUUCAAUGACUGGUGCACCAAAGUUGAGAUCAAUGGAACUUCUUGAUUCUCUUGAAAGUUGUUCUCGAGGCAUCUACUCAGGCUGUAUUGGAUUUUUCUCAUAUAAUCAGACAUUUGAUCUAAAUAUUGUCAUAAGAACAGUUGUUAUACAUGAGGGUGAAGCUUCCAUAGGGGCUGGAGGGGCAAUUGUUGCUCUGUCAAACCCGGAAGACGAGUAUGAAGAGAUGAUCUUGAAAACAAAAGCACCAGUGAACACUGUUAUAGAUUUUGAAUAGCGAUCAAUAAGUCAAACAAUAGUUUUUUUCCUUUUGGCCCAAGGUUAGACAACAAGGAUUUGAUGCAUUGUGUACUACUAAUCAUUUUUUACAUUUUCACAAACAGGUUUACGAAUGGUCCUCUUGUUCCUGGAUCAGUUACGACAUAAGCUUUUUUGGGGUUAGGUUUUCUUUUCAACAGGAGGAUUAUUUUUAAGUUUAUAGUGUAAGCUUGAUUUGAUAAGUAAUAUAUUGAUAACAUUUAUACAUUUAUGCAUUAUGAACUUGGCUGUAAUUUAGGCUUGCUGGGUUAUGUUUCUGGUUUUUCUAUACUGUCAUUUGUGUUGAAUGAGAGUUCCCAAUAGUUUCAUUGUAUUUACUCAUUUCGUUGUGAAAUUGGUGACAUUUGUUCA